CACUCUGGCUAGUUGUUAGCUUUAAUCCUAUAAUCUCUGUUAGCUUUCUGGCUAGUUGUCAGGGUAGUACAACAAUGCCAUAUUGAAAGUUAUUUGACAUUGUAUACAAAAAUAUAUUUUCCCACGUGCAUGUACGGAAGGGCCAGGUACAUUUCUAUUUUAUAACGUAACCGGUGAAUUAAUCGAAAGGAAGUUGGCUACACUUCUGUGCCACUCUUAUUUAACGACCUCCUUAAUGAGCUCGAUUAUCUCGUUUCGGUUUAAUCCUACUAGUAUUUGUUUUAACGUGGUAUUAUGCUAAGUUAUUAUAGUUAUGAAAUUGGUUUCCAUUGCAUUAACCUUCAGUCUUGAGGAUCAACUACAUAAUUUUUUUAUUUUGUAAACUAUAUAUUGUGUAUGGCUGGGUGUCACCCUGCCCCCACCUCUCAUACGCUAACAUCUGGAGUUGCUGGACGGAGUAUCUGCUUGAUUGGUCUCACACCUCAUUGUGUAACUUACUGUGGCAUUGCAAGUCAUAUCAAUCUGACCACAUCUUGAUUUACUGUCGCAAUGCUAGUCAACUAUUCUGACCACAUAAGGGUCCAAAUGUGGUGUGAUUGGUUGUUCUUGGGUAUAAAAUAAAUUGUGAAGCAUUGUUCUAGGGAUUCUUCAUCUACUGAGGUCUUCUCCUUAGCUCUGGCUUGUCUUACUCAUCCUUCCUCACUUCUGCUUUCUCUCUGAUUUACAAUAAUCAUGGUAGAGUAGGUCCAUGCAAAAUAGUCACGUUUUGGAGCACUGCUAGUACUUCUGGUGACCCUGGCAGAGGUAUGGCAGAGGGGCAGAAACUCAGCAGGGCAGAGACAUAUGUAAUGGCUGGAUUGAAUGGACACAACGGGACGAGAAAAGCAGGCUUGAAUGACACAGCAGAACACCAUACUUCCAACCACAGAAUCUCAGGGAUGACCCGUGUCACUUCCAGCAUGAGAAACAAGUGUGCUGCCUAUGUGCUGGCCCUGCGGCCUUGGAGCUUCAGUGCCUCGCUUACCCCGGUGGCACUGGGCAGUGCCCUGGCCUACAAGCUAGAUGGCUCUGUUGACUUGGUGAUCCUGAUGGUGUGUGCUGUGGCUGUGUUAGUAGUGCAUGGUGCAGGGAACCUGGUAAACACAUACUAUGACUUCUCCAAAGGGAUUGACCACAAGAAGAGUGAUGAUAGGACUCUGGUGGAUGAAAUUCUGGCCCCACAGGAUGUAGUCAUGUUCGGAGCAGUGCUGUACUCGGUGGGGUGCUUGUGUGCCACCCUGCUGUACUUUCUCUCUACCUUGCGACUGGAGCAUCUAGCGCUCAUCUACUUUGGAGGGCUCUCCAGCUCUUUCCUUUACACAGGAGGCAUCGGUCUAAAGUAUGUGGCCCUCGGAGACAUUGUGAUCCUGAUUACGUUUGGCCCACUGGCGGUCAUGUUUGCCCACGCUGUGCAGGUGGGCUACCUGUCGGUCCUGCCACUGGUGUAUGCCGUCCCUCUUGCUCUCAACACUGAGGCUAUCCUUCACAGCAACAACACUAGAGACAUGGACUCCGAUAAGCAAGCAGGCAUUGUCACACUGGCCAUCCUCAUUGGCCCCACACUCUCCUACAUACUCUACAACCUUCUGCUGUUUGUCCCUUACGUGCUCUUUUGCAUUCUGGCCACGCGCUACACCAUCAGCAUGGCCCUGCCUCUGCUCACUCUGCCCAUGGCCUUCCCCCUGGAGAGGCAGUUCCGCAGCCAGUGCUAUUCCAAGAUUCCACAGAAGACAGCCAAGCUCAAUCUCCUAAUGGGACUUUUCUAUGUCUUUGGGAUUAUUUUAGCACCUCAAGGCAGUUUACCUUUACUGUGAUAUAUUUAUUGUUUGGGAGAGGGGCUGUUUUUGUUUUAAUAAAGACUAGUUUAUGUAUGUCUUUAUAUGUGUAAUGAUUUACUAAAGGAGGUUAUAAAGGUUUUAAUUUAUUGUAUAAUUUAUACACUUAAGAGAAAUUGAAAACUUAGUUACGAUCCUGUAAUACUGACAUUAUAAACAGACGUGUUAUUGUUUCAGUAUUUCGCACAUAAUAUUUUUGUUGGUUUAAGAUGGAGAAGUAUUAGUCUCACAUUUGUCUGCUUUACAUGUGUACCCCAUUGGAAGAACCAUAGAUUGCCAUACAUUGUUGCUUACUCAGACAGUGAUGCCAUUAACCAAAAUGUCAUGUCAACCAAAUCAUUAAUGAUCUAUAAAUGGUACAGUACGCUUUACAAAUGUGUGUUAAUUGUUGACUUUCUUUGAUGAAUUGCAUAAUUUCAUUGGAUUCAAAUUAAACAUUUUUGGAAGAUAA
Molecule: messenger RNA, 2325 nt
Organism: Osmerus eperlanus (European smelt)
Lineage: Eukaryota; Metazoa; Chordata; Actinopteri; Osmeriformes; Osmeridae
Gene: ubiad1
Product: UbiA prenyltransferase domain containing 1
Exons: 3
Coding region: 807-1853 (348 amino acids)
Biological process (GO): menaquinone biosynthetic process; vitamin K biosynthetic process
Cellular component (GO): Golgi membrane; endoplasmic reticulum
Molecular function (GO): prenyltransferase activity
Source: RefSeq, a predicted model, not a curated record